AUGUCAUCAACUUCAACAUCUUCAUCGUCAAAGUAUAAAUUAAUUUAUGUUAAUACGCGCGGUUUUGCCGAAACAUGUCGUCUGUUAUUCAAAGCAGCUGGUCAAGAAUUCGAAGAUUAUCGAUAUCCAUUCACCUUCGCAGAUGAUGGGAAACACCUCAGCCCAGAGUGGGAUGCUGAUAAACACAAGUAUUUAAAUGAAAAAAUUCCAGUAUUAGAAGUUGAUGGAGUCACUAUUAGUCAAUCGAAAGCUAUCGAACGAUUUUUAGCUAAACGUUUUGGUAUGGUUGGUGACAAUGAUUUGGAAGCAGCACAAAUCGAUGCAGCUGGUGAACAACUUAUCGAUUUAAAACAAGCUUACAUGAAAGCCAAAGAACAAAAAAACAAGGAUAAUGGUGAACAACUUAAAACUUUUUUUCAAGAUACUUUAACAAAGUCUUUUCAAGCAUUUAAUAAACAAGCUGAAAAAAAUACUAGCAACCGUGGCUAUUUUAUUGGCAAAAAGUUGUCGUUAUUCGAUAUUCAGUUAAUGGAAUUCGCUCAUUUCUUUGAUGAUCAAGAAUCGGUACAAAAAGCAUUGGAACCAUGUAAAGCAUUAAAAGAAAUUAUUAACAAUGUUGAAAAUAAUAAAAAUAUAAAGAAAUGGAUAGAAGAACGACCAAAAACACGUGUUUAA
This is a messenger RNA of Didymodactylos carnosus, 675 nucleotides long. NCBI's taxonomy places the organism in Eukaryota, Metazoa, Rotifera, Eurotatoria, Philodinida, Philodinidae. The record is from the annotation of a GenBank genome assembly.